This is a messenger RNA of Diachasmimorpha longicaudata, 2216 nucleotides long. RefSeq lists its product as uncharacterized. The coding region runs from base 151 to 2004 and encodes 617 amino acids. Gene Ontology annotation, cellular component: membrane. Gene Ontology annotation, biological process: transmembrane transport. NCBI's taxonomy places the organism in Eukaryota, Metazoa, Arthropoda, Insecta, Hymenoptera, Braconidae. The record is from RefSeq and is a predicted model, not a curated record. Gene Ontology annotation, molecular function: monocarboxylic acid transmembrane transporter activity. The transcript is spliced from 9 exons.
UCAAGUCGUGUGAUUUACCUUACGUUGAGUGUUCAUGUUCAGCGCGGAGCUGAAUGCGGAGAGAUUGUCAUUUCAUUACCAUUCGAAUUAGUGAAUGGGAGCCCAGUGACUAUUUACGUUUGAGUGACAAUUCAAGCUCGGGUGUGGGCAAUGGCCAACAGCAUUGGUAAUGGAGAAUUCGAUGCUCCCGAGGAGAUGUUGCGACGACACAGUUUGAGAAAAAUACUGAAGAGUGAGUUGAUGACCGCUAAAGCUAGCGAUGAUGAGCCGAUGUUGACGCAAGAGGAUCUGGCACCAGAGGGUGGCUGGGGGUGGAUGGUUGCGGUGGGAAUGACAGUCACUUUUACAGUGAUGUUCAGUACUGUUCCCUGUAUUCCCAUAAUGUUCGGAGAAUUGUUGGAGUCAAGUGGCUCCCCUGGAGCAUGGAUGACAAUCCUCAACAUGAUAUGGACAAUAAGCUGGUCAUUAUCAGGGCUCUGCACAAACGUAUUACUGAAAAAAUUCCCAAUGCGUUUGAUUGGUAUCUCCGGUGCUCUGGUAUUCUCCGUUUUUUCAACGAUCCCCGCUGUGGUAGUGGAUGUUUAUCAGUUGGGAAUUACCUUCUUUGCUCAGGGUAUUGGCUUAGGCAUUAUGGCUACGAUCUGUCAGUCAAAUUUCAACGCAUAUUUUGUCAAGAGACGAGCCACCGUGAUGAGCGCCAGCCAAAUUAUUAUGAGCUUGUUUGGCGUUCUGUAUCCCAUCAUGAUUGGGGAAAUGAUGCCAGUCUUUGGGUAUCGAGGCACAAUAGCUCUAGCCGGUGCCAUAAGUUUUCACAGCGUUUUCGGAAUGAUGCUAAUGCAUCCCGUUGAAUGGUACCUCAGGGAUCCUAAUGAGGUCCUUGCCGAGAGGCGAGCGGAAAUGCGGAAAAAAUCCUCCCACGAAAAAACUCCAGUGAGGGAAUCCUCUAGAGACAUUGAAAUUAAUGCAAAAGCUUCAAUGAUUGACGAGAAGAAAUUAAGCACUGAACACAGCCGAUGGAGCAGUCUCGGAAAUCUUCCGGAAGGCUCAAGGAAUCACACAGUUCUCGCUGAUACCUUGAAGGCAAAAGUUGCAUCGAGUUCUGAUGUUGCACUGAUAAGAGACCCCAGGUCACGAGUAAACUCGAUCUCGAGAACGUCAAUGCGGGGACCCUCAGUCCUCUCAUCCCCCAGUUCUAGCAUAGGCAACCUUGGGGUUGCACUGGCGGAAAUGCAGUUGCGAAAGAAACAUUCGGUGAAAACUGCGACUGGUUUUCAGACCGAAAAGGCUGGAGCGAUGGUCAAAGAGAAGGAGUGUCUGAUUGCCGAGACGAAUGGGAGGGUCCAAUAUCAAGGAGACCAGGGAUUUAUAGAAACGAUGCUCGACCUGUUUGACUUUUCGAUCCUGAAAGACUGUACCUUCAUCAUUAUGUGUUUGGGCCUGAGUUGUGCCAUCUCUAGCGACAUAAUAUUCUCCUCAUUGUUGCCCUUGGCAAUGUUCAACAGAGGAUACACAACUGGGGAUGCUUCAUAUGUUGUGGCCAUCUCUUGCGCCGCUGAGUUGGUUGCUAAAAUUGUUCUAACGAUAAUGACGAUUUUCAUCAAAUGCAGGGCUAAAAUAUUAGUGUUUUUAGCCAUGAUAGCUAUGGCAGUCGUUAAAAUUGCGUAUUUCAACCUAGAGUCAACCCUAAUGGGGAUCAUGGUGUCUAUGGCGCUAAUUGGAGCUGUUAGGGUUUUUAUAUUUGUUCCUCAAUCACUAGUAGUAGUUGAAAAUUAUCCUGUUCACAAAUAUGCCGCUUGCUAUGGAAUCUACUCGCUGGUCAGUGGAGUGACAUUUGUUAUAACAAAUCCCAUUUUCGGUAUCAUCAAGGACUCGACGGGCAGUUUUGCCGUAUGCCAGCUGGCUCUAAUAGCCCUGAAUUGUGCGUUUAUUCUCCCAUGGGGAAUAGAAUUGGCAGCUUACUAUCGGAAUAAAAGAAAACAAGAGAAACCCAAUUCCGUAAUCUAACAUUAAGAAUUUAUUAUUUUCAAUCAUGAACAUUUACAUAGAAGUCGUGGUUUUUGCUCGUGGCUCGAUCCAGAUUGGAAAGCCAUCUGCGCGUUUGAGGAUUAUGUCCAAUUGUAGCCGGAAAUCCGCUUCAGUCAGAUCGGAGAGAAUUUUGUAGUGUCUCAGUAUUGUAGAGAGGAGUACUUUCAGCUUCAACAUUGCGUAUUUACGAC